Lytechinus variegatus (green sea urchin) is the source of this 2015-nucleotide messenger RNA. Its product is annotated as histone-lysine N-methyltransferase SMYD3-like. Gene Ontology annotation, cellular component: nucleus. Gene Ontology annotation, molecular function: protein binding. The record is from RefSeq and is a predicted model, not a curated record. Bases 1 to 1302 code for a protein of 433 amino acids. Lineage: Eukaryota; Metazoa; Echinodermata; Echinoidea; Temnopleuroida; Toxopneustidae. The transcript is spliced from 9 exons.
AUGGCGGAGUCUGCUAUUGAACGUGCUAUUGAACGUGCUAUUGAAACUGUGCGUGUUAUCAAAUCAGCUUUUGGGCGAAAAUUGGUUUUCGCUUCUGAAUUUUCCACGAGAAAAUGUAUCCUUGAAGAAUAUCCAUAUUUUUAUAUAUUGUGCAAUAAGAAAAGAGGACUCUUCUGUGACUUCUGCCUCAAACAGAGGUCUGAUCUUCAGAGGUGUUCCAGUUGCAAGUAUGUGAGGUACUGCAGUAGACAGUGUCAGAAAGCAGACUGGUCAAGAUGUCACAAGCAAGACUGCAAAACACUGAAGAGGAUACAUCCAAGGGUACCUCCGGACCUGGCUCAGCUCCUUUCCCAGAUCAUCCGAAGGCAAAAUAAACCCCCUCCUCUGGACGACGAGGAUCACUUCCCAACCUCCCUUGAUCAGCUGGAAUCCCACCAUGAUAAGUUGAGCGAUGCAAGAAAGGAUCACUUUCAGAGUUUGUUGUUUGUCUUGAACCAGUGCAUGGACGGGGCAGUCUUGCCAGAGCCGAGCAGCCUGUUGAAGAUGUUUGGGGCCAUCAUCUGCAAUAGCUUCUCAAUAUGUGAUAAUGAUCUGAAUGGAAUAGCGGUUGGUAUUUAUCUGAGAGCAUCAAUGUUAAAUCAUUCUUGUAAUCCUAACUGUCUAGUGGUAUUUGAUGGGAGAAAACUUCAACUUAGGACUGUCAAAGAUGUCAAAGAAGGAGAAGAGUGUACAAUCAGCUAUGUUGACAUCAUGGACCCAGUUAAAGAGAGGCAGUCUGAACUAGAGGAAAGAUAUCACUUCACCUGCAACUGUGUGAAAUGUGUGGAUGAAAUAAAGUCGUCAGAGCCAGGUGAUGGUUUGGAUGAAAGAGUUGAGGGCCUGAAGAAAUCCUUGGAGACAAUACAAGAUGCAGAGAAAUCACAAGAUUGGUGUAAAGUGUUGCUGCUGUGUGAGCCAUACCUGAAGCCUAUGGACACCAGUCAGGGUCUUCCAGCAAAUCAUCAUCUUCUGGUGAAGCUGAGAGAUAAAGCAUUUGAUGCUUGUAUAGACACGCAAGCAUGGGAGAAGGCUGCCAUGGUCGGAAAACUAAAUACAGAACCAUACAGACAUCACUAUGGACCAUACCACCCCAGUCUCGGUAUUCACCUCCUGAAGAUGGGAAAGCUGCUGCUAUAUCUUGAAAGACUCCAAGAAGCAAGGAAAUAUCUUACAGAGGCCGAGAAUGUUUUGGAGGUAACGCAUGGCCCACAACAUACACUGAUGUUAACUCUAGUACAAGAACUCCUAUGUAGUUGCAGGUGAUGAGAGUGGUUAAUCACUCUCCUGAAGGUCCGAUCUUCUGCCUAUAUCCUUGUUAACCAUUAAGUUAUCCUACAACAUUCCAGUGAGAGAUUAACUUCCUGUAGGCUGUGAGAGUUCACGAGGUAAUACAUGGCCCACAACAUACCCUGAUGUUAACCGUAGUUAAAAAACUCCUAUGUAGUUGCAGGUGAUCAUCAUCAUCAUCCGUUUAAGUACAGUCCACCAGGUUGGUGAUGAGAGUGGUUAACCACCUUCCUGAAUGUCACAUCUGCCUAUAAUUAACUCAUGAUUAAAAAAAUACGAUUUCCAGAAAAAAUUCCAUCUCCGUAGAUGCCAUCGAGGUAUGGAUUUACUCUAGGCUGAGAGGGUUCUUGAGGUAACGAAUGACUCUCAACAUACCCUGAUGAUAACCUUAGUGCAAAAACUACUCUGUGGUUGCAGGUGAUGAAAGUUCGGCUAACUAUCUUCAUAAAGAUUACAUCUUUAUCUUUGAUAACCAAUUCUACCCCCUUUGAUGCAAACAGGAGAUCAAUUUCCAUUGAUAAUAAAAGUUUCAUCAAAUAGGGGUACUUGAGUUAUACAUGUAUUUCUGUAAUACAAAAUAAAGUUUCAGAGCAUAAACUACUAGUAAUGCCUUUUGAAAACUUAAAGGACAAGUCCACCCCAACAAAAACUUGAUUUGAAUAAAAAGAGAAAAAUUCAACAAGCACAAC